AUGCCUUACUUCGAGGUCCACCACUCUUACCCGCUCACCAGCGAGCAGCAGCAGGAGAUAGCUUCAGCCAUCACCAAUCUACAUGCCACCACCUUUACCACCCCAUCUUUGUUUGUUCAUGUGCAGUUUACAAAAUCAGAUGAAAGUGGCAGCACCGUUCAUUUCAUGGCCGGAACUCGUCGCUCUGCGCAGACAAAUCGCAUUAUCGGCAUCGUUCGCACCUCAGCCAAGCGAACAAAAGCAGACUUUGAUCGACUCGCGAAGCGUAUUGAAAAUAUCUGGUACUCCGCUCUUGGUGUGAGAUUCGACGAAUCUACCCAGCAGCUUCCACCUAAUGAAGAGGGAAAGAGACUUGCCUUGGUGGGAUUCACCCCAUUACUGCAUGUCCGUGAGUGGGGCUUGGGAGCUCCUGAGGCUGGAAAGGAAGGCGAGUGGAUGAAAGAACUGCUUCCUUAUAUGCAGAGAAUUGCUGAAGCUGGAAAUAAGGAUGUGGCCGGUAUGUUGAAAGAGUUUGAGGAGAGGGAGGACUUGAAGAAGCUUCUCGAGUAA
Messenger RNA from Trichoderma atroviride IMI 206040, 549 nucleotides. RefSeq lists its product as uncharacterized. NCBI's taxonomy places the organism in Eukaryota, Fungi, Ascomycota, Sordariomycetes, Hypocreales, Hypocreaceae. The record is from RefSeq and is a predicted model, not a curated record.